AUGGCUAAGCAUGGAGCUCUCCUAUUUUCUUAUGCUGUCACCAUUCUCAUACUCACUUUGAACUUAUUGUGCAAUGCUGUUGAUGAAGAUAGACAUGCUCAUGUUGUGUACUUAGGGUCACUUCCAGAUGACAAACUGUACUCACCGUUGUCUCACCACCUUAGCAUUCUACAAAGAGUAGUUGGGAGAGAAUCUGCUGCAAAUUUGUUAAUAAAAAAUUACAAAAGAAGUUUCAAUGGAUUUUCUGCCAAUCUCACUGAACAUGAAAGAGAAGAGCUUGCUAACAUGAAGGAAGUAGUCUCUGUCUUUCCAAGCACAACUUUCCAACUUCAAACAACACGAUCAUGGGAGUUCAUGGGCUUCAAUGAGAAAAUCAGAGGGAAUGCCAUUGUUGAGAGUGAUGUCAUCAUUGGUGUUCUUGACACUGGAAUUUGGCAUGAAUCGGAGAGCUUUAAAGAUGAAGGUUUCGGUCCUGCUCCCAAGAAGUGGAAAGGUACUUGUAAAGGUGGUCAAAAUUUCACUUGCAACAACAAGCUCAUUGGAGCUCGGUUUUACUCGUCAUCAGACUCGGCAAAGGAUGUAAUAGGUCAUGGGACCCACACUGCCUCAACAGCAGCAGGGAACUUAGUAAAAGAUGUUAGCUUUUAUGGACUAGCACAAGGUACCGCAAGAGGAGGAGUUCCCUCUGCUAGAGUUGCUGCAUAUAGUGUAUGCAGUGCAGACGGGUGCAAAUCAUAUGAUAUCCUGGCUGCUUUUGAUGAUGCUAUUGCUGAUGGAGUUGACAUCAUUACAGUUUCACUUGGAGCAUCUUCGGCAAUUCCAAUCGCUCACGAUCCUAUAGCGAUCGGUUUUUAUCAUGCAAUACAAAAAGGGAUACUAACCACAAAUGCUGCAGGCAACAAUGGUCCUAUUGGUGGUACUGUCUCAAGUGUUGCACCAUGGAUGCUCACAGUUGCGGCCAGUAGCAUGGAUCGUGGGAUCAUUGACAAAGUUGUUCUUGGAAAUGGAAGGACACUUGUUGGGAAUUCUGUCAACUCUUUCACAUCAAAUGAAACAGGUUUUCCAAUAGUAGAGGGAAAAGAUGUUUGUAAUAAACGUUGCACUGAAGUCCAAGCUGGGCAUUGUGAAGAUUUGUGCAUAGAUAAUGAUGCGGUAAAAGGAAAGAUUGUGUUAUGCGAUGAAUUAACUGGAAAUGUUGAGGCCCGUAGAGCUGGUGCAAUUGGCACAGUUUUAAAGAAUAAUAUACCAGCUUUUGAAGGAGUUUCUGAAGUUCUCCUACUACCAGCAGUAGCUUUAAGGGAUGAAGAGUAUAUUGUUGUCAAGUCCUACAUGAACUCCACUAAACAUCCUCGAGCCAACAUAUUAAGAAGUGAAAUUAUAAAAGAUGAUUUUGCACCUAUGGUUGCUUCCUUCUCAUCACGUGGCCCAAAUAAAUUUUUACCUGAAAUUAUAAAGCCAGAUGUAAGUGCCCCGGGGGUUGAUAUUUUGGCAGCAUAUUCACCUGUUGCCCCUAUCACAAAGAGCGCUGAAGACAAGCGGCGUGUGAGAUACACUCUACUAUCUGGAACAUCCAUGGCUUGUCCCCAUGCUGCAGGUGCAGCUGCAUAUGUUAAAGAGAUGCACCCUGAUUGGUCUCCAACUGCCAUUAAAUCAUCUCUUAUGACUACAACUUGGCCUAUGAGUGAUACUAGCAACUUCCUCGGUGAAUAUGCUUAUGGAUCUGGACAUAUCAACCCUCUGAAAGCUAUAGAUCCGGGGCUUGUCUAUGAACCUUCUAAAGAAGAUUACAUAAACUUUCUCUGCAUGGUGUUCGAUGAGGCUGAUGUUAGACUUAUUUCUGGACUGAACAGGAAUUGCCCCACAAGCUUUGACAAAGGAUCGCCAAAGGAUCACAACUAUCCUUCAUUGGCAUCUGUUGUUACACCAACGAUACCGUUUAACAUUAGCUUUCAUAGAACAGUUAAAAAUGUUGGCCUUUCAAACUCUACAUACAAGGCCAAAAUCUUGCCAAAUUCUGAGGUUGACAUCAAAGUGGUGCCUGAAGUUCUUUCCUUUAAUUCACUAAAUGAGGAGAAGACUUUCGAUGUGAUCAUUGUCGGGAAAGCUUUGCAGGUUGGAUCAUAUGUGUCUUCAUCGCUCAUUUGGUCUGAUGGAACUCAUAAUGUCAGAAGUCCAAUUCUUAUAAGUUAA
Rosa rugosa (rugosa rose) is the source of this 2190-nucleotide messenger RNA. Its product is annotated as subtilisin-like protease SBT4.3. Gene Ontology annotation, biological process: proteolysis. NCBI's taxonomy places the organism in Eukaryota, Viridiplantae, Streptophyta, Magnoliopsida, Rosales, Rosaceae. Gene Ontology annotation, molecular function: serine-type endopeptidase activity. The transcript has a single exon. Bases 1 to 2190 code for a protein of 729 amino acids. The record is from RefSeq and is a predicted model, not a curated record.